GCAAGAGCUGCAAGAGAAGGCAAAGACCCUUAACCCAUAAGUUUGAUCCCCCACGACUUGUAGAACAGCUGCUUCGAGAUAUUUCUUUCGAGGAUCAUCACGUCAUACGCUCAUACGUGCAAACAAAUCCAUGGAUGCGAAGAUCGGGAAGUUCUUCGAGUCGGUGGGCACCUUCUUCACCGGCGGUGAUUCUAUCCCCUGGUGCGAAUCCGACAUUGUUGUUGGCUGUGAGCGUGAGGUUGCUGAAGCUGAGAAAGGCUCUUCAAAUGAACUCAAAAGUGAGUGCCUUUUGCGUUUGUCAUGGGCUCUUGUUCACUCAAAGCGACCUGAAGAUGUACAACGUGGGAUAGCUAUGCUUGAAGGUUCAUUAGCAAGCAGCACAAGUAGCCCCUUGGAAAUGAGAGAAAAAAUGUAUCUUCUUGCUGUUGGGUAUUAUAGAAGUGGGGACUACUCAAGGAGCAGACACCUUGUUGAUCGCUGCUUGGAGAUUGCACCGGAAUGGAGGCAGGCAAUAUCUCUCAAGAAAUCAAUCGAAGAUCGUAUCAAGAAAGAUGGAGUGAUUGGCAUAGGCAUUGCUGCGACGGCUGUUGGUCUUUUGGCUGGUGGAGUUGCGGCGGCCCUGUCACGCAAGAAAUGACAAUGUACUUCCAUAUAUGUAAUAUCAUUCUCAUAAUCACAUAAUGUUCAUAACAAGAGUAAUGUUUUCUUUGAAGAAUCAAACAUAUAAAUCUUUUUGCUUUUAUGUUAACGCCUAAACUCCAACAACUUUCACUAAAA
Messenger RNA from Lactuca sativa (garden lettuce), 777 nucleotides. Its product is annotated as mitochondrial fission 1 protein A. The record is from RefSeq and is a predicted model, not a curated record. NCBI's taxonomy places the organism in Eukaryota, Viridiplantae, Streptophyta, Magnoliopsida, Asterales, Asteraceae. Gene Ontology annotation, biological process: autophagy of mitochondrion; peroxisome fission; mitochondrial fission. Gene Ontology annotation, cellular component: mitochondrial outer membrane; peroxisomal membrane. Gene Ontology annotation, molecular function: protein binding.